Brienomyrus brachyistius is the source of this 426-nucleotide messenger RNA. Its product is annotated as keratin-associated protein 6-2-like. The transcript has a single exon. The record is from RefSeq and is a predicted model, not a curated record. Bases 1 to 426 code for a protein of 141 amino acids. NCBI's taxonomy places the organism in Eukaryota, Metazoa, Chordata, Actinopteri, Osteoglossiformes, Mormyridae.
AUGCUGGGGUACGAGCUGGGGUACACACUGGGGUACACCAUGGGGUACAUGCUGGGGUACACGCAGGGGUAUGAGCUGGAGUACGCACUGGGGUAUGAGCUGGGGUACAUGCUGGGGUACACACUGGGUUAUACGCAGGGGUACACAUUGGGAUAUACGCUGGGGUAUGCGCUGGGGUACACCCUGGAGUAUAUGCUGGGGUACACCCUGGGGUACACGCGGCGGUAUAAGCUGGAGUAUACACAAGAGUACAUGUUGGGGUAUGAGCUGGGGUACACACUGGAGUACAUGUUAGGGUACACGCUGGGGUACACCCUGGGGUACAUGCUGGGGUACACACGGCGGUAUAAGAUGGAGUGCACACAGGAGUACAUGCUGGGGUAUGAGCUGGGGUACAUGCUGGGGUACACGCAGCGGUAUAUGUAA